This is a messenger RNA of Punica granatum (pomegranate), 2071 nucleotides long. Lineage: Eukaryota; Viridiplantae; Streptophyta; Magnoliopsida; Myrtales; Lythraceae. The record is from RefSeq and is a predicted model, not a curated record.
AGGCAAAUCCAUUCUCAGUGUUCCCCAGCGCAGGAGUAUCCAUCCCUCUACGAUCCCCUGUACGGACUCGCCGGAACCGAAUCCGUCAUCGGACCAUUGACGGAACUGAGCAGAACUGAACUGAGCAAUCUUCAUGGCACGGCAAUAACUUCGAUCCACCCAACUUCUUCACUGCAGAAGCCGAAAGAUGAGCCUCGAGCCCUUCAACAGGUUGGUGAAGCUCGCAGCGCGGGCAUUCUACGAUGAUAUAUCGACUAAGGGAGAUAAUCAGCCGAAAACGGGGCGGAGCGAUAACCGUGGGAUUGCUGUCGUGGUGCUCGAUGCUCUUACAAGACGACAAUGGGUUAGAGAGGAAGAUUUGGCAAAAGAUUUGAAGCUGCACACAAAGCAGCUUCGUAGGACAAUUCGAUUUUUUGAAGAGGAGAAAUUAAUCGCCCGGGAACACAGAAGAGAAACAGCUAAGGGUGCCAAGAUAUUUAGUGCUGCAGUAGCUGCCACUGCUGAUGGUCAUCAUACGAAAGAGGGGGAAGAGAAGGUUAAGCUGCACACUCAUUCGUACUGCUGCUUGGAUUAUGCUCAGAUAUAUGAUGUUGUUAGAUACAGAUUGCACCGAAUGAGGAAAAAGUUAAAGGAUGAGCUGGAAAACAAGAACACGGUUCAGGAGUAUAUAUGCCCUAACUGCAGCAGAAGAUACACGGCGUUGGAUGCAUUACGAUUGAUCUCUCCAGAUGAUGAAUAUUUUCACUGUGAGAACUGCAAUGGAAAACUUGAGGCAGAGAGUGACAAGAUAGCAGCUCAAGAAGCAGGAGAUGGAGAUGACAAUGCAAGAAGACGUAGGCGUGAGAAAUUAAAGUCUAUGCUUCAAAAAAUGGAGGAACAGUUAAAACCUCUAGUAGAUCAACUCACCAGAGUAAAGGAUUUGCCUGUUCCCGAGUUUGGGAAUCUUCAAGCAUGGGAAGCUCGUGCACAUGCCGCUGGACGUGGAGGUCUUGGUGAUGGUAGUUCUAAUGAUCCUUCUAAAUCCUCUCAAGGGCUAGGCUAUGGUGGAACCCCGAUGCCAUUUCUCGGCGACACGAAGGUUGAAGUUGCCUUUGCUGGUCUCGAUGGGAAGGAUGAUGUUAAAUCCGAAACUGUUAGUGCAUCUUUGAAAGUUUUGCCUCCAUGGAUGAUAAAGCAAGGAAUGAACCUCACGAAGGAACAAAGAGGAGAGGUUAAGGAGGAAGUUAAGAUGGAUGGCACCUCAACAUCCUCUACAUUCUCAGAUGACAAGAAAUCAUCAGUCGAGACUGAUGAUAAGAAGAGUAUACAGGACGAGUAUGUUAAAGCAUACUAUGCUGCGCUGCUCAAGAAACAACAGGAGCUAGAAGAAGCUGCAAAGAAGCAGCAGGAGUUAUCAAGUUCGAAUGCAGCUAAUGGCGAUACUGGAACAUCUUCAACUCGGCAAGUUGGCAUGAAGUUGAAGCGUGAAGACGAUGAGGGAGAUGAGGACGUUGAAUGGGAGGAAUCUAAUGUGGCCGGCAAUACAAACGAGAAUUACAAGGUGAAUGACUUGAAUGUGCAAGCCGAACCUUCAGGGGAGGAUGAGGAUGAGGACGACAUAGACUGGGAGGAAGGUUGAAGACGGGCAUUGAAUUAUGUCCAUCUCCUUUCUAAUGGCACGGCUAAUUGACAUAUUGUCAUUUUGACUCCAUAUUCUUAACCCCCUUAUACCUUUUUAUUGGGGGGGGGGGGGGAACCAACGAUAGAACAGUUUUAUACCCUUUCUUUGGCUGUAGUAGUAGUUCCUCGAGUCAUUCGUCUUUGCAGCUGUCUAGAUCCUUUCUGAGGAUAUCGUGCCGGACCCUUCAAAAUAUAUCCUUUCCGUAGUGAGGGAUUCUGGUGAAUUGUUGUAGAAAUCCCUCUUUCGCAGUAUUCCGUCUUGAAACGUGAUGAUUAUUAGAUAGGAAUGAUCUGAUUGCAACGGAAGACUAUCCUUUCCUCCUUAUCGUGUCUUUUAGUGCUGUAAACUGUACCAUCACUAACAUAAUAACAUCUGCUAAAUCUUAAUUGGGAAUGUAAUUUCACAACAUUA